CAUGACCGCAUUUGUUGUGUCGGUACCGCAGCAAUGUCAUUGUCUUUAUUUAUCAAUAUUAUCGUCCUUAUGACUCAUAUGUACUGACCGGGCACUUUCGAUUCUGGAGCCCGAACAUUUAUUCAAUGCUCUCGGAUUGAAACAGACGAUAUUAGUGGCCUGUACAGGUGAGACAGACGGAGUUAAAGGUUGUGGAGUUGUGUAUGCUGAAAAUGGCCGUUUGGCAACAGUUUGGAUUGCUACUCUGGAAAAACUAUGUUCAGCAAAAGCGUCAGAUCUUGGUAACUCUGGUGGAGAUCGCUCUACCUUUGCUCUUCUCAGCCGUCCUGAUCGUUCUGCGACAGAAGGUGUCAUCCACAAUCAACCCGAAUAUAACGCACUACCACAGUUUCUCUGUGAACGAGCUGCCGGACAAGCUUUGCCCCCAUGCCCUGGAUCUGCAGCUGGCCUAUGUGCCUGGCAACGCCAGCGUGGUCCAGAAAAUCGCAGAGGAUGUUCAGCAGAGCCUGAGGUCAUGCAUCAAGUCCGUCCGUGGCUUUGAAACAGAGGAGCAGUUUGAGAAGUUUGUGAAAACAGACCCUGAAUCAGGGAAGAUCUUGGCGGCUGUUGUCUUCGAGCAUUCUUUCAAACAUGAUGAUGAUCAUCUUCCUCUGCAGGUCGGCUAUCAUCUGCGCUUCACGUACAGCCCCCGAAAUGCACCAGAGAGUGAAAAAUCGGAGUUAAACCCAAACAAUGAUCUAAACUGGCACACCCUCAGCCUGUUCCCCCUCUUCCAGCUUCCCGGACCACGAGAACAGCACAAGGCACUCGGCGGCACGCCAGGAUAUUUCCGCGAGGGUUUCCUGCAGGUGCAGCAUGCAGUGGACAGAGGCAUCAUGAAGGCGUACAACAGCACGGCAGCGUCGGCCCUCUUCAAACAAACCCAAGUGCUUCUGUCCCGUUUCCCAUACCCAGCGUUCAUCUAUGAUGUCUUCAUCCUGGCCAUCCAAAACCAGCUGCCCCUGCUGCUCGUGCUCAGCUUCACCUACAUGUCUCUGAACAUCAUCCGUGCUGUGGUACAGGAGAAGGAGAGGAAACUAAAGGAGUACAUGCGGAUGAUGGGUCUUAGUAACUGGCUACACUGGAGCGCCUGGUUCCUCAUGUUUUUCCUCUUCCUCUUCAUCUCCAUCUUCUUUGUCACUCUCCUCUUCUGCAUCAAGAUGAGUCCCAAUGGAGCGGUUUUGACGUACAGUGACCCCACACUGGUGUUUGUCUUCCUGCUGGUGUUUGCUGUGUCCACCAUCAACUUCAGCUUCAUGAUCAGCGUGUUCUUCUCCAGAGCGAAUGUGGCGGCGGCAGCAGGCGGCUUCAUCUACUUCAUCAGUUACCUACCAUAUAUGUUCCUGUCGCCUCGCUACGACCUGCUGUCACAUGCACAGAAAGUGUCCGCCUGCCUCAUAUCAAACGUGGCCAUGGCUAUGGGAGCACAGCUCAUUGGCAUGUUCGAGGGCAAAGGUACUGGGAUCCAGUGGCAUAAUAUGUUUGAGUCCGUAACCGUGGACGAUGACUUCUCCAUGGCUCAGGUGCUUGGUCUCCUGCUGUUGGAUGCCUUACUGUACGGCCUUGUUGCCUGGUACGUGGAGGCUGUGUUUCCUGGAGAGUAUGGAGUCCCUCUUCCAUGGUACUUCUUCAUUCUGCCUUCAUACUGGUGCAGCAGUCCUCGUGUGGCCCUGCUGAAGGAGAAGGAGGAAGAGGAGGAUGCUGAGAAGGUGCUAAAGGGCAAGUUCAUUGAAGAAGAGCCAGCUGGACUGGUUUCAGGGGUGAAGAUCAAACACCUGGCAAAGGUGUUCAGAGUGGGGAAUAAGACCAAGGAGGCAGUGAGGGAUUUAACACUCAACAUGUUUGAAAACCAGAUCACCAUCUUACUGGGUCACAACGGUGCAGGCAAGACCACCACCCUAUCUAUGCUGACAGGCCUGUUCCCACCCAGCAGUGGUCGUGCGUACAUUAAUGGUUAUGACAUUGUUCAGGACAUGGCUCUCAUCCGCCGCAGUCUGGGUCUGUGUCCACAGCAUGAUGUGCUCUUUGAUAAUCUCACUGUUCAAGAGCACUUGCUCUUCUACACACAGCUGAAGGGUUACCCACGUGAAAAGAUCCCAGACGAGGUGGACCGCAUCAUUCGGAUUCUUAACCUGGAAGACAAGCGGAACGCACGAUCCAAGACCCUCUCUGGCGGGAUGAAGAGGAAGCUUUCCAUCGGCAUCGCCCUCAUCGGAGACUCAAAGGUCGUGAUGUUGGACGAGCCCACCUCAGGUAUGGAUCCCUCAGCUCGUCGAGCCACCUGGGAUCUGCUGCAGGGUGAGAAACGCGGUCGUACCAUCUUGCUCACCACACACUUCAUGGACGAAGCCGACCUGCUAGGUGACCGCAUCGCUAUCAUGGCCAGUGGAGAGCUGCAGUGCUGCGGCUCGCCACUCUUCCUCAAAAACAAAUACGGUGCUGGUUACCACAUGGUGAUCGUAAAAGACUCUUUUUGUAACGUGUCAGAGAUCACUCGUCUAGUCCACAUGUAUGUGCCCAAUGCCACUUUAGAGAGCAGCGCAGGCGCUGAACUCUCCUACAUACUGCCUAAAGAGAGCACCAGCCAGUUUGAGCUGUUGUUUGCUGAGCUGGAGAUGAACCGAGAGGAGUUGGGCAUCGCCAGCUAUGGAGCAUCUGUCACAACCAUGGAGGAAGUUUUCCUCAGGGUCGGAAAGCUUGUGGACUCCAGUCUGGAUAUUCAGGCCAUCCAGCUUCCAGCUCUACAGUACCAGCAUGAGCGCAGGUCACAUGACUGGACGAUGGAUGACUCCAGCAGUGUAAGCGGUAUGACCGACAUCACGGAUUUCACUGACAGUGGCACCCUGAUUUCAGAGGACGGCUCCAACAUCAAACUCAACACGGGGGCCAGACUCUACAUGCAGCAGUUCUAUGCCAUGUUGCUCAAGAGGGCACUCUACAGUUGCCGCAAUUGGAAAGUCAUGGUGGCUCAGUUUCUGGUACCACUCAUUUUUACCGUGGUGGCCCUUGUGGUGGCCCGCACCAUCCCUGGAGGCCACAAUACUCCCCAACUCCGCCUGGCACUUAAACAAUACGGCUCUACACGUGUACCAGUCGCCCUAGAUGCCAACGCUGGGCCAUUAGCUAAAGCUCUAGCUGAACUCUACACCUCACAACUGCCAGCCCAGAAUGCCAAAGCUGCCACUAAUAUAUCAGAUUUGUCGGAGUAUAUACUGUACAAUGCCGAGAGGGAGGGUGGAGCUUUCAACGAGCAGUGCGUGGUGGGUGCAGCCUUCAAAGGCAAAACCAAGAAAGAGACGGAGUUCAUUGGCUACUUCAACAACCAGGGCUAUCACACCCCGGCUACGGCCCUUAUGCUGGUCGACAACGCUCUUUACAUGUUACUGGCAGGACCCAACGCCUCCAUCCAGACUGGAAAUUACCCGAUGCCCCGCAACAUGUCUGAGACUGCUCAGAGCCAGCUUUCUGAGAGUAAGACUGGCUUUGCCAUUGCUAUAAACCUCAUGUAUGGCAUGGCGUCAUUGGCCAGCACCUUUGCUCUUCUCCUCGUCUCAGAACGCUCAGUGAAGUCCAAACACGUGCAGCGGGUCAGCGGGGUCUACCUCUCUAACUUCUGGUUCUCUGCUCUGCUGUGGGACCUUGUCAACUUCCUGUUGCCCUGCCUGCUCAUGCUGGUGGUGUUUCGGGCAUUUUCCUUGAGUGCGUUUGUUGCAGAAAACCACUUGGUGGACGUGUUAUUACUGUUGCUGCUGUAUGGCUGGGCUGUGAUUCCACUCAUGUACCUGCUCAGCUUCCUGUUCAACACGGCCGCCACCGCUUACACACGCCUCACCAUCUUCAACAUCAUCAGCGGUACCGCUACCUUCCUCACCGUCACUAUCAUGGCCAUACCAGAGCUGAAUCUGCAAGAUCUCUCUCACCUGCUGGACAAAGUCUUCCUGCUCUUCCCCAAUUACUGUUUGGGCAUGUCCUUCAGCCAGUUCUACCAGAACUAUGAGGUCAUCACCUUCUGCACCUCCAGCCCCAUUGCAGAGAUAAUCUGCAAGUUUUACAACCUCACGUAUCAAGUGAACUACUUUUCUAUAGAGGAGCCCGGAGUGGGGCGCUUCCUGGUGGCCAUGUUCCUGCAGGGUGUGGUCUUCAUCGCCCUGCUCUUCCUCAUCGAGCUCCAAUGCAUCCACAUGCUCCUAAACCUCUGCAGGAGAUGCAGGAAGACUCAGCCGUUGGAGGAAGAAGCUCUGCAGCCCGAAGACAGAGAUGUUGCAGAGGAGAGGAAAAGAGUUUUGGAUUGUCAGCCAGUGAUUGAGUCUAUGGUGGGCAGCCCACUCAUCCUACAUGAGCUCAGCAAGGUAUACUCAAGCGGACAGUCGCUGUUAGCAGUGGAUCGCUUGUCCCUGGCGGUCGGGAAGGGCGAAUGCUUUGGUUUGCUUGGAUUUAAUGGGGCAGGGAAAACCACAACAUUCAAAAUGUUGACUGGAGAUGAAAGCAUAACUUCAGGGGAUGCCUUCAUUGACGGCUACAGCAUUGUCCGAGACGUUAAAAAGGUGCAGCAGAGAAUCGGCUACUGUCCUCAGUUUGAUGCAGUUUUGGAUCACAUGACAGGGCGGGAAACACUAAGUAUGUACGCCAGACUGAGGGGAAUCCCUGAAAAAUAUGUCUCAGCCUGUGUAGAAAACAUCCUGCGCUCGCUGUUGCUUGAGCCUUACGCUGACAAACUUGUCCACAGCUACAGUGGCGGCAAUAAGAGGAAGUUGAGUGCAGGCAUGGCUUUGAUUGGCGGGCCGCCAGUGAUUUUCCUGGACGAGCCGUCCACUGGCAUGGACCCUGUGGCCAGACGGCUUCUAUGGGACGCAAUUACACGCACCAGAGAGUCUGGCAAAGCCAUCAUUAUAACCUCACACAGUAUGGAGGAGUGUGAGGCAUUGUGCACACGGCUGGCUGUGAUGGUGAACGGUCAGUUCAAAUGUCUGGGCAGCCCACAGCACCUGAAGAGCAAAUUUGGGAGUGGCUACACGCUGCUGGCUAAAGUCCACAUGGAGACAGAUUUAGAGGAAACGGACCUUCAGCUCUUUAAAGACUUCAUUGAAACCACUUUUCCAGGAAGUUUACUGAAGGAUGAACAUCAGGGAAUGGUGCACUACCACCUGACUGACAAAACCCUUACCUGGGCACAGGUGUUUGGGGUUUUAGAAACAGCCAAAGAGAAGUACUGCAUCGAGGACUACUGCGUGAGUCAGAUCUCUCUGGAGCAGGUAUUUCUCAGCUUCGCUCAGUUUCAGCACUGUUCCGAGAAUCACAGGAAAUGAUAUGCUCCAGUGCGAAAAGGGGGGUGCGCUCCUCGAAUUCAUCUCCACCUGUUGAAUGGGAAGUACAGCCUGGGCUAGCUGACCCUCUGUGGAGUCACACCACAGGACAUUGCUCAGGUGUCUAUCUUCACAUACACAUUUGUUACAUGAUCACACACAUAAACAUACUCCCAGACUCAACCACUCUGUCACAUGGAAGCAGGACCACUCAUGUACGAUCUUGGCCAGUUGGUUAUCUGUAUACGGUGUUUAUUUAAAGUAUGUAUGCUUUUAAAUAGGAAGUCCAUCACACCUACUGAAACCGUCCUCAAUGGUGCAUCUUGGAUUAUUGUGUCCUGACUUUUUAAUUGGUGGGUAUGUGCACCACUCGGCCUGCAAUGAAAGGACAUUUUUUCAUGAUUUACAAGUGUGACAGGCAAGAUGUUGUUUGUGUGCACUUAUGUAUGAUUGUUUUAUUAUUUAUGAAUGUCUUUUGUUCAUUUGUUUUUCUCCACUUGUUUUCAAGUGUGGUCUUAAUGCAGGAGGUGCGUGUGCUUCGCCCCUUUCUGAAAAAAUAUGCGAAAAGGGUGGAAAUAUAUCUAAAUAUGGGACAUCCAGAACAAGAAUACAGAAUAAUUCUAAAUAAUACUGCACCUUUGGGCUUUGCGUUGUUAUAGGAUAUAAAAUCUACAGAGCAAGUUACUAAGUAUAAAUUCUUAAUUUUAUAGAAUAACUUUAAUUGAAGAAUGUAUGUACAAAAACUUUGUUCCACCUUAUUUAGUCACUUAAAGUCUGCAUUACAGUUGUUUACCAGGUAUCAAUUUCUCCUAGAGAAAAUCAUUGUCAAAAUAGGUUCUUCUUAAAAUUUGUAUGGCAAAAUAAAUUAAGUUACUGCUAAAUCAUUCCUCCAUUUUUCAAUCAAAACGUUUGUGUUUUAAAAAAGACACUUUUAAUCUCAAAGUGUCCAAUUAAGACGAUUAUUUUUAUUGUAUGAUUGCUGACUCAUCCUCUAUUUCAGGAUUGCUGUAAAACGUCAAAUAAUAAUUUUUUUUCUAAGAAGUGUGAAAUGGGCUCUCCGUAGAUGACCACUAUAGUGCUUUGUGUAAUUCCAUAGAUGACCACUAGAGGGCAUACAAUGCCUUAAUUUUAUAUUCACAUCAAACUCAAAUGUAUCUGUUGAUGCACUAAAUGCCUACUUUACCCUAACUUGGAGCAAGCCCAGCAAUAUUUACACGUCUUGUUAAUAAAUGCUUUUGUUUUUGUUACUGUUGACGCCAGCACACUAUUCGAUCUUUAUUCUGCUGUGUUUGUGUUUGAAUCUGAUAUUGAUUUGCACUAUAAAUGUGGACCAAUUCACACUUUUAGAAGGAUCCAUAGAAAAGAGCUAACAGACCAUAAGGCGCGAAGUAUCACAAAGCAAGAGGGUUUAAUUUGAGAUUAGUUUCUAACUAUGGGCUUCAUUCAUGAAACACAAAUGCAGUGAAUUUGUGGAAUUGUUCACAAAAUGAUUCUUAUGGAAAUUGUCGCAUUGAAUUGAACUCAGCGGUGGACCCAAUUCAUAAAAUGUGAGCAGAACAAACCUCUGAGUAAAUCGUUCGCAAAAUGUUUUCAUAAAUUGUUUAAGUAACGUUUAAUCCAGUUAAAUUCAAUACAACAAUUAACAAAAAAGCAAAUGGGAUUUUUGAAACUUUUAUACAUACAUGUAUUCUACUUGUGUUUCAUGAUUGAGGCCCAAUUUAUUUAAGAAUGCUUUUACAAAUGAUUUGCACAGAAAUGUGUUCUUGUGUUUGGUGAAUGGGGUCAAAUGACAUUACCUAAGGCUGAACUUCUGCUUUAAGGGCCUUGUCUUACGAAAAAGCCUUUUCUAAAGUUGUGUCACCCUCCGGUCCAUUCCUUGAUUAAGAAAGAAGCAGCGCUAAGCUAAUUUCUCAAAUGUAUUGCACUCCUAUUUAGGAGUCAAUAUUGAGUCAGAUUGGAAAACGUCAAGAGUCUUCGACAUCAUUAUAUAUCUGUGCAGCAACCUUCUGAAAAUCUUCUUUGAUGGAAAGUGGAGCUGAGACAAAACUGACAUCACUGUAGCUUGCCUAGGUCCACUUUCCAUCCAGACUCAUGUUAAUUGAAUGUACUUUCAUAGCCGAGGGGAAAAACAUGGGUUUAUUUGCCACCUUAACCCUCUCCAAACUGACGUACUGUAGAUAAAAUAGGGCUUAACGGUGACUUGACCACAGAUUGUCUUUUUCUAUGUUUUUGUCGUUAAUUCGUAAGUUUGCACAGUGCUAUGGCUGUCAUGUCUGAACUGCUUGUUAUGAAAUUGACAUAUUGCAUUUUAAGGUCAGACAAGCAAAGUUGAAAAUGUUCAUGAUUAUAAUGUUGAUUUAAAUGGUAAAAUGUACCAUAAUGCAACAAGGGAAUUGUAAUCUUGUGUACUGUAUGUCUAAAUUAACUGUGUACAAUGUAUGUAUUGCCAUACCACCCCCACACCCUUUUUUUUUAAUUAAAAAUGCCUUAUGCAAAGGAAUUUAUUAAGUAGUUUUUUGUAUAUGCUGUUCUGUGUUCACUACCUUGGUGAUAAAGAUACUGUCCAUUUAAUGGUUAGCUAUAUAAAUCCAUGGGUUUAAAGUGCUGUACGUAAGUAUUAUUUUGGGGAAUUUGCACUUCAUUAAGUGCUAUUAAAACUGAAUACUUCUCAGAUAGCACAUGCUUAUCUCUGAGACAUUUUAAUUAACAUCUGCUAAACAUCUUAAAAAGAUCAGAUAUACAAACAUUCUAAAUCGUAAACGUCUCAAAGACAUCUGCUGAAUGUUUUGUUGACAUCCGAGAGGAAACGUCUUAUAGACAUACUGCAGAUGAGCAAAAAAUGUUAAAAAAUACAAAAAUGUAUGUUUUUAGUUAGAAGUUCUUAAACGUUUAAUUGAGUUCAAUCUUGACACUGCACCCAAACUGAAGUACAAUUUCUCUGUAGGUUUUACACCUGUUUAAAUUUCAGUAAAGUUUUUACUUGAAACUCUAAAUUCUACUAUUUAAACUAUUCACCUCAAAUCUAUUAACGCAAGUGCAUAAGAAGCACCAAAACACAUUUUACAGCCUCAGUAUACCAGUCAACCCUUCACACAGUGAAUCAUAAAAGCUAAUCAUCCACCCAUGUUAAAGGAGGCCAUCUGUUUAACUUUAAACGAGUUCAAGACAAUAUAUAGCAACUGAUUGUAGACAAACAAUGGAAGAUAUUUUAUUUACACCUACAGUAUAUAGGAUACAGGAUAUUGGAAAGACCAAUAAUUAUGUAUUACAUCAUAAAACCGUGAAGCAUGGGGGUGGCAGCAUCAUGUUGUGGGGGUGCUUUGCUGCAGGAGGGACUGGUGCACUUCACAAAAAUAGAUGGCAUCAUGAGGAAGGAAAAUGAUGUGGAUAUAUUGAAGCAACAUCUCAAGACAUCAGUCAGGAAGUUAAAGCUCGGUCACAAAUGGGUCUCCCAAAUGGACAAUGACCCCAAGCAUACCACCAAAGUUGUGGCAAAAUGGCUUAAGGACAACAAAGUCAAGGUAUUGGAGUGGCCAUCACAAAGCCCUGACCUCAAUCUGAAAAAGCGUGUGCGAGCAAGGAGGCCUACAAACCUGACUCAGUUACACCAGUUCUGUCUGGAGGAAUGGGACAAAAUUCCAGCAACUUAUUGUGAGAAGCUUGUGGAAGGCUACCCAAAAUAUUUGACCCAAGUUAAACAAUUUAAAGGCAAUGCUACCAAAUACUAACAAAGUGUAUGUAAACUUCUGACCCACUGGGAAUGUGAUGAAAGAAAUAAAAGCUGAAAUAAAUCAUUCUCUCUGCUAUUAUUCUAACAUUUCACAUUCUUAAAAUAAAG
Messenger RNA from Myxocyprinus asiaticus (Chinese sucker), 9180 nucleotides. RefSeq names its product ATP-binding cassette, sub-family A (ABC1), member 3b (gene abca3b). The record is from RefSeq and is a predicted model, not a curated record. Gene Ontology annotation, molecular function: ATP hydrolysis activity; ATP binding; ABC-type transporter activity. Gene Ontology annotation, cellular component: intracellular membrane-bounded organelle; membrane. Gene Ontology annotation, biological process: transmembrane transport; lipid transport. Lineage: Eukaryota; Metazoa; Chordata; Actinopteri; Cypriniformes; Catostomidae. The coding region runs from base 204 to 5345 and encodes 1713 amino acids. The transcript has 31 exons.